AGAGUGGAUGUUUCCUCUGCGGCGUUGAAAGCGCAGGGCCGCACAAAGGAACACUGGCACAAAUUAACGCGAGCCAGAUUUACCCUCGUCAAUAAUUCAUCCGCAUCAUUCAUUAAAUGGGCUCCCGCAGAGUUACCUUCCAAGCUUGGUCUCCGAACCUUCGAGCCCAAAAAGCGUGGCAGAUGUUUCCGGCAGCCGCUCGCCAUUACGGUCUCAGGUAGCGUGGCGACACCGGGGACUGGGGGACGACAGGUGUGCUCUUCUCUCCUAGUUCCUCCUUACCGGACCACGUGAUCACUCAGGUACUCUGCAUCACGUGACACGGCCUUCGUGUGCGAGAAAGAGAGAGAGAGAGAGAGGGACACCGGCGGAGAAGAGUGAAGAGUGCUCCCCCAUCCACCCCGCCGAGAGGUGUUUUUUGUUCGGCGUUCAACACGGAGAGCUUACCUGACCGUUGACCACCAUUCCUGGGUUGGAACCGUGUUUUCUGAGACAACCCAACGGACACUUUUUUGAAAUGGCGCGCUUACUCUACUUCUUGGCUCUUCUCUCAUUUGGUGUGUGCCAACAGAAUCCAACCAUUUCUUUCAUCAGCAAAGAGAGAGUGGUCAACAUCGGAGACACCGUUGACCUCGAAUGCUCCGUCCUGUACGCUGCUGAAUAUCCUGUGAUAUGGGUGAAGCUGAACCAUGUGGACCCUUCGAACAAUCUCUUCAUCUCUACAGGGAGUAACGUCAUUGUUCCGGACCAGAGGUUUUCCAUACGUCACGAUGGAGCCAGUACUACUUACGUCCUACAAAUCACUAAGCUGCAGGAGACAGACUCUGGUCUCUACCAGUGCCAAGUAGUGAUUGGACCCACUAGUAAGGUGUCAUCAGAUGUAUGGGUUCAUGUCAGAAUACCCCCAAUCAUAUCCGACAACAGCACAAGGUCAGCAAUUGUGAGCACCGGAGCAAAUGUUUCUCUGGAAUGUUAUGCUGGCGGUUAUCCUACACCUAAAGUCUCUUGGAGGAGAGAGAACAAUGAUCUCUUGCCAACUGGUGGAGCAGUGUACAUCGGUAAUAUCCUCAACAUCUUCAACGUCACAAAGGAUGACCGUGGAACCUAUUACUGCAUUGCGGACAAUGGUGUUGGCAAGGGGGCAAGGCGGAAUGUUGGAAUUGAGGUUGAAUUUGCUCCUGUGAUAACCCUAGAUCAGCCACGGUAUGGACAGGCUUUGCAGAACCCAAUGGACCUUCGAUGCCACAUAGAAGCAUUUCCUUCUCCCUCUAUCAUCUGGAUGAAAGACGGCUACCAGCUCAACGACAACCAAUACUACCAAAUAGCCAUCACUUUAAAUGCCAAUGAGUUCACUGAUUCCACCCUACGAGUCAUAUCCAUUGAAAAGAGGCAGUAUGGAAAUUACACCUGCAAAGGCAUCAACAAGCUCGGAUCAACUGAGAAAAUCAUCGAGCUUUAUGAAACUGUGAAUGUCAUCUGCCCACCAGCCUGUGACAGGUCCUACUCAUCAGGCAGUACGAACCUGCAGAGGAACUUCACACCUGCAUUACUGCUCAUUGCUCUUCCACUUAUGAUCUCUACAAAACUAGGAUAUAGUUCAUGAAUAUCUCAUUUUCACAUUGUGUAAAAUCAGCGAGUGAUCAGAUUUUAUAGGGCAUGUCGCCACAGUGUGAGGUAGUGUGUGAGAACUUUCAGUGAUUUGUCAUUGUGCUGCAAAGCACUAGCAGGAAAAACAGCAUUUCGAUAAUCUUGUAAGCUAAGAGUCAUGUGCAACCUAAGAAUGACACGUUUGAGCCCCAUCCUACCCUUGUACCUAUUGGCAGCAAUAGCUACCUGCAUCACUCUAUGUCAUGACUAGUAGCCUGCCAACACAGACACUACAGAAGCUCCAUAAGAUGCACCUGAUGGCGCAGCAGCAUGAUUUGUCAGGCGGAGUAAUUUUGUCAGGGUUGACGGACUACACUUGGUGCCGUUCUUACGUUGAACACGGUAUAGAGUGACCGAAUGAACUUUCACAGAACAGAAGUACAGCGUAUUUGACGAUGACAAAUGAAGGUGACAUAUUUCUUCAUGUACAGCACCACAGAGAUAAUGGCGAAGGUGAAGCAAUGCAAAGAUUGUUUGUGGUAUUGUUUAAUUUUCAGAAUAAUUUUGGUAUUUGUGUUUUGUUAACGUUGUAUUAUAAAGUGGCAUGCAUUAAGAGCAACCAAGUCUGCAGUCACAUGCAGGUGAUGCCAUUGCAGGUGAUGUCCAUAGCGUGUGUACGUACUAUCAUAGUGUCUCACGGAAGGAGAGAUCUUCAGCUUCCUUUUAUUAAGCAGGCACAGUGUGAAGACAGAAAAAAAACGUGUAGCUUAAAUAGCUUAAAUGUUUAGCUAUGUUUAGUCAUGCUACAGCACAGCAUGAACCUGGCACACUGCCAUAUUGGAAUUGUGUGGACAGUUACUGCCAGGUUGUUUCCUUGUGCCCGCCGAGCGCACAAACUAAAGAUCUACACAGAUAACGCAUGUGUCAGCCACACUUACAUAGAUUAACUUUCAGCACGGUGUGCUUGCUUGAGUUGCAAGGAUGAACAAUACAGUACGUGGUUCUUGCACUCAUAUUCCUGUUUUUUUUUUUUUUUAUGUGCAGCACUGACAAUAAUAAAUGAAAUACUAAAGUGUAACAAAGUGAGGCCCAUACUGCUUUUUCUGGUGCAACAUAUAUCAAGGUCCGUCCAGUUCUCCAAACUCAUAGGUGACAGUUUUUGGCACUUUUACCCAUUUGGGAAAGCCAACUCACUUUCAUAGUCCAUGUAAAUAUUUUUUACCGAGGACCUUUUUGAGAAAUUUGUUGCCAGUCAGUUCUAACCCAUAGCAUAAUCUGAGUCAUGCAUUUGUAUAUGUCAUGUCAUAAUUCAUCAUACUGUGUGCAUUCCAUUUGGAACCAUCUGGAGCGAUACUUAGGGUAGCUUUGGCUGUGUAGCAGGUAUAUGCAGCCUGAUAUGUCAAGCAAAGUGAACAAUGUGUGACCAUAUCUCUCUAUUUUUAUAUCUUAAGUGCAAAACUGUUUCUGAAUGUCAUGCUCACACCUAGACAAUAAAUAUUAUUGGUAC
This is a messenger RNA of Ornithodoros turicata, 3094 nucleotides long. RefSeq names its product lachesin-like. Bases 518 to 1603 code for a protein of 361 amino acids. The transcript is spliced from 6 exons. Lineage: Eukaryota; Metazoa; Arthropoda; Arachnida; Ixodida; Argasidae. The record is from RefSeq and is a predicted model, not a curated record. Gene Ontology annotation, cellular component: neuron projection.